Messenger RNA from Scatophagus argus, 5117 nucleotides. RefSeq names its product phosphatidylinositol-4-phosphate 5-kinase, type I, gamma a (gene pip5k1ca). Lineage: Eukaryota; Metazoa; Chordata; Actinopteri; Scatophagidae. Bases 275 to 2467 code for a protein of 730 amino acids. The record is from RefSeq and is a predicted model, not a curated record. Gene Ontology annotation, biological process: phosphatidylinositol metabolic process. Gene Ontology annotation, molecular function: phosphatidylinositol kinase activity. The transcript is spliced from 18 exons.
CUGCAGAGGGAGCCACAGCGUCCAGCACAAAAUCAGGCAGCAGCAGCACGGCAGCAAGUGCGGUGCAGUCGACCUGAGAGGAGCAGGACGUGUGCCGUCGUCGUGAGGAAACACCGCACAGAUGAAGGGACUGUCGGGGAAAACUACCACGUAUUCCUGCGUUUGAUUAUUGUUAUAUAUCAAACAACAUAGUGGUCCUCCCUCCCACCGGUAUCGCGCCGUCGCUGUGGGUCUUUAUUCGGGGGGCUUGUCUGUGUUUCCUCCGGGAGGCUGAAUGGAAGCAGCAGCCGAGGGAGCGGUCGGGCUGUCGGAGGCCAGGGACGGGAGCCCGCUAUCCGUGGCCGCAGCAUCCGAUGAUGGGGACACGGUCGUUGGAGUUAGCUACGGAAUGGACGCCGCAGACAUGGAUGCUGCUGCUAAGAAAGCCUUCAUCACAGAGAUGCCCUCAUCCUCAGGCCAGCCUGGCCAGGGAAAGAAGAUUGGCCACAGGGGGGUGGAUGCAUCAGGGGAAACUACUUACAAGAAGACCACAUCCUCGGCCUUGAAAGGUGCCAUCCAGCUGGGCAUCGGUUACACAGUGGGCAACCUGAGCUCCAAGCCUGAGAGAGAUGUGCUCAUGCAGGACUUCUAUGUGGUGGAGAGCAUCUUUUUCCCCAGUGAAGGCAGCAACCUCACUCCAGCCCACCAUUUCCCUGACUUCCGCUUUAAAACAUACGCUCCCGUGGCCUUCCGCUACUUCAGAGAACUGUUUGGCAUCAGGCCGGAUGACUACCUGUACUCACUAUGUAAUGAGCCUCUGAUCGAGUUGUCCAAUCCUGGAGCGAGUGGCUCAGUCUUCUACCUUACAAAGGACGACGAGUUCAUCAUCAAGACUGUGAUGCACAAGGAGGCUGAAUUCUUACAGAAACUGCUGCCUGGAUACUACAUGAACCUGAACCAAAACCCUCGCACUUUGCUGCCCAAGUUUUUCGGCCUCUACUGUGUCCAGUCGGGUGGGAAGAACAUCCGCGUGGUGGUGAUGAACAACGUCCUUCCCCGCGUAGUCCGCAUGCACCUCAAAUACGACCUGAAGGGCUCCACCUACAAGAGGCGAGCAUCCAAGAAGGAAAGAGAGAAGGCCAGGCCCACUUUCAAAGACCUGGACUUCAUGCAGGACCAGCAGGAUGGACUGAUGCUGGACCAGGACACUUACAAUGCACUGGUCAAAACUUUACAGAGAGACUGCCUGGUGCUGGAGAGCUUUAAGAUCAUGGACUACAGUCUGCUGCUCGGGGUUCACAACAUGGACCAGGCGGAGAGGGAGAGGCAGAUGGAGGGCUCCCAGGGCGGCAGUGAUGAGAAGAGACCCGUGGCCCAGCAGAAGGCCUUGUACUCCACAGCCAUGGAGUCCAUCCAGGGAGGAGCCACCUGCGGGGGGUCCAUCGACACUGACGACACGAUGGGUGGUAUCCCCGCUGUGAAUGGAAAAGGAGAGAGACUUCUUCUCUACAUUGGAAUCAUCGACAUCUUACAAUCCUACAGGCUAAUAAAGAAACUGGAGCACACAUGGAAGGCUUUGGUUCAUGACGGAGACACCGUAUCAGUCCACCGGCCAGGUUUCUAUGCCGACAGGUUCUUCAAAUUCAUGAACAACACGGUUUUCAAGAAGAGCUCCUCUCUGAAGUCAUCGCCAUCCAAGAAGGGUCGCGUGUCAUUGACGGUGCCUAAGUGCGCUGGUCCUGGUGCAGCCUGGUCAGCCAGCCAGCUACCCUCUGAGAGAGAUGAGAAUAUCUACGACCUUAGAGGAGCUCGCAGCUUCCCAACAUUGGAGGAUGAGGGGCGACCAGAUCUUCACCCAUGCACUCCUCCAUCAUUUGAGGAGGCCACCACAGCGUCCAUUGCCACCACUCUCUCUUCCACCACCUCUCUGUCCAUCCCAGAGAGGUCACCCUCUGACACGGCUGAGCACCCCCGCUACAGGAGGCACACCCAGUCUCUCAGCCAUGACGGGAGGACCCAGGAGGAGCUGCGUGUGCGUGAGGAGGAUCAGCAGACCAUCACAGUGGAGGUGGAGCUGAAGAGGCACGACAGUGAGCCCACCAUCUACGUUCCAGAAGCUUCACCUGAAACCAGUGGGGUUCAGGCAGCAGCUGGUGCCGAGGCUCCAGAUGAUGCUGCAGCAGCGCCUUCUGGCUCUUCGUCAGCACCUGAAGCAGCUUCUUCCUCCUCAUCUGUCCCGGCUGCUCCCUCCUCUCCUGGGGCAGCCAAAGAAGCCCCGUCCAGUCCCAAAGUGGUGGUGGAGGCAGACAGGGCCAGCCAGAUGUCCGGCUCAGGGUGCGCCAGCCAGGCUUCAGUCGAUGACGACGAUGAUGUGCCAAUCACAGAUAUCUACUUUCCUCCAGAGGACAGGACCUGGGUGUACUCUCCGCUACACUAUGGCUCAGAGUCUAAGGCCCUGCCAGAUGGGGAUUGGGAAAGAGAGACAUAAACCCCGCUCUCUGGUGGAAAGGAGCGAACGUCUCGGUGAAGAGGACUCUUCGGUCUGUGGUCCGGACCUUAGCAGUAGCAGCAGAAUCUCUGUCUGAACCAGGAUUUUAAACACACAUGCAGAAACUGAACACACCGAGGGGACGAGUACCCGGGGGAGGGGGGGGAUCCUGAUGGUGAUGACAUCACUGAUACACAAGCGUCCCUGCCUUUCACCCUUGACAAAUGGAAAUUAUAUCAAUUUAAUAAUAAUGUGUGCGUGUGACAUACAGUAGUGUGUAUUCGGCUGUAGUCUUAAAUGUUUGACAUACAUGUAAGACCCUAGUAGCUCACAGUGCCUGUGAAAAGCAUCCACCCCCUGGAAGUUUUCAUGUUUUAUUGAAUCACAGCAGGUUUAUUGUGACUUUUUUGACACUGAUGAGAACAACAAGACUUUGAUGUUACUAAACAUAAAAUAAAACACAGUAACUUCCAAGUGGGGUGGAUACUUUUGUAGGUAUUGUACAGUAUGUUCCAGUUCACACAAGCACAGCUCUCCAAUAUGUUCCACAGGCUUUUCAAUGCACUCCUGCUGAGCAGCACACAGAAAAUUUGGCCAAUCAGGAGAAGCCCACCAGCCCUCCCUGGUACCAGUUGUGUUGCUGUUGUAACCCUCGUCACCUGACAUCCAGCUUUCUUUCAGCAGCUGGAAGAGGGAUGUGGGAGCAGCACAUGCAGCCACAAGUAGAAGUCAGUGUGCCGAGUGAAUGGACAAGCCUGUGGUGCUGGAGGACUCUGCCUGCACGUAUAGAACGGGAGAUACAAUGAAAAGCAUCAUUUGGCCAAUCAGAGCAGAACAUUUAGAUGUCUCCGUCAUCCUCACAUUUUCAGUAGUGAAUAUUUGCAGUUUGUGUUGUAGAGGGAAGAAUUAAACACAUUGUUUGGUUUAGUGAAUAUGUACAGCGCAGAGUUGUUUCAUUCAUGACUUAAUUUAUUAUUUAUAUCAAAUGUUUCAGCAACAUUUUUUAGCUUUUCUUUGGCUGUUUUGCUACUGUGAAUUUUUAUUUAUUUUGUCUGUAUUUUAUUCUAAUCUUUUUACUUUUACUCUUUUUUUAUUUGAAUCCAAAGAACUUAAAAAAACUUGUUUUGAUCGUUUCAUCACUACACCGCUUUUUAUUCAGUGUUACUACUUUGUUCACUAAACUUAUGGAUCAUUCCUUCAAAACAGAAGGCAUAAAUUUCCACACUAAGGCAGCAGACAUUGUCAGUCAUUAUAGUUAUCUUCACACCAUUACAAUGUCUUCCAGUGUUGCCCUAUUUUUUGGACAGAUGCACACAAAUUAUUUGUAACAAUAGAAUUUCAUAUUUUCUUUUUUUUUCUUCAUAGAUAGUAAAAUAAGGAGUAUAUCAGUGACUAUCUCUGGUUGCCCUCACCUCCUCACAAUAGGAAAUCCAUUGACUGGACACUUCAAAUGUAUGUAGAUAUAGAGCAUCAGUUGUAGUAUUUGCAGUCAAUAUCGUACCUGUUAUCUGUAUAUGUGAGUGAACACAGUACGUUGCAGUGUUGACUCGGUGAGACACAGCAGUUUGUGAGUGGGCUGAAUGUUGUUUGCACUCGUCAAGAGGACCUGAAGAUGAACUAGUGAUAGAGGCCAAAUAAAACGUAACAUCACGUUAUCUUCGUUUCUGCUCACACAGGCUGUUAUUUAGACGGCGUUUAUGUUAGGAUUAUCAUGCGUGUGUGUUGGUGAAGUCAAUCACAGUCAUUGUAGUGUUUACUGUAGUCUCUCUGUGGCUGACACCUUAGGACUCUCUAAGACUUAAGUUCAGCAGACUUUUUUUUUUAAAGUGAAACUUCUGAAGCAGUUUCCUCAGUUGGUUGGUACGUUUCUAUGUGUGUUUGCGUGUAAGGGAGGACACAUCAAUGUCAGACUUUGUAAAAUAGAAAUCAGCUCAUUCUCAUGAUGUGCAGUGGCCAGUUGUAAUCGGUUUGCUGUUGUUCAUCACAUGGAGACCAUAGCAGCAAUAUUUUGUACAGUCUAGCUUUUAAUUUCAUUUUUAUUGCCUUAUUGAGAAAUUUUACAUGUAGGCCUAUUGUUUAUAUUUUUUUCACUCGUGCUGUAGUAUUUAUUUUUCUUUCUCAUUGUUGUGCUCCUGAGAAUGUGUACAUAAAAUUAUAAAUACAUAUAUAAAGAUAUACAAAUAUAUUUUCCAUUUGAAUCGGAGAAUAUUAUUUUUAUUUGGUUUUAUUUUUGCUGCUGGGCAAGAAAUGAUUGCAAUCUACUUAAUUUUCUGUACCAUACUCUUCAGUGUGUUUACUGAGAUGCAGCUGCUGUAUAUUUAUGGUCUACAAACCACAGCUGUUUCUUUGUAAGAUAUCCAAAAUUGAGAGAUUUGUGGGUUUUACUGUACAUGCAAAUCAAUAGGAAUUCUUCCAACUGUUCAGCUGUGUUGUGUAUGUGUUUUCAAAUCGCUGUGUGCCCUCAUCCGAUCAGGAGAGUCCUUUACAGAGACAUAGCAUGAUUUCAAAAUGAAUAUGCAUAUCAGAAAUGUGUAUUUAUGUAUAUCUGUGUAUAUUCAUCUAUUUAUACGUGAGGAUAAAUAGAUGGCUGUAUGUGUGUGUUUGGACUCAAUCAGAAUGACUACAAAAUAAAGCAGUUCUAUGAAUUGUU